This is a messenger RNA of Podarcis lilfordi (Lilford's wall lizard), 429 nucleotides long. NCBI's taxonomy places the organism in Eukaryota, Metazoa, Chordata, Lepidosauria, Squamata, Lacertidae. The record is from the annotation of a GenBank genome assembly.
AUGCUUUUUCUUUCCUUUUCGCUUUUUGGAAGGGAAGCAAUUUCCUGCCAUAUUCAAAGCAUUCUCCAGAGAUCAGCAGUCAUCAUUCAGCCUCAUUACAGUGAUGGGAAAGAGGGCCUCAUAAGCCGUAUUAUAGUGACCCACUGGAAAAGCAGCUGCUUCUGUCAAGAAACACCUCCAUUUCCUGACAAAUUACCGCCAUGUGCUAAAAGCUCUCCAAAUAGACCAGCUUCCAAAAACAAGAAGGUCUACCGUACAGAUAGAGGCUUUUUACUUCUUGUUAUGGGGCCGGGGGUGGGAGUGGGGGGCAGGAAGCCCUCCUCACUUUCGGAAAACAGUGAGCCAGAUAAUGACAGGAACACGCCCCUGAAGCCACAAAAGAGAACGUCUGUAGCUUUUAACGGAGAGUGGAUUUUACUCACAUGGUAA